ACAGCCAGGUAUGUGCACCUGACAGAUAGAGGCUGCUCUCGGAACUUUGGGGAAUGGAGCCAACGCCUGUGUUCAGAGGGACAGCCACUUACUCUACUCGAAACAUUCAGCUGUGUCGCUAGGUCUGAUGUCCCCACGCAUGCAGAGAGAGAGAGAGAGAGAGAGAGAGAGAGAGAGAGACAGAGAGAUCGCUGGGACUUCCCCUUCUUCUCCCAGCCUGCUGUCACCGUGGGAGGAAGUGGGACUGGAGAGGCUGGGAAGCUCCUGACUUUCUAAUCUGAGUUUCCGAUUCCUCCACCUCAAGAUCAGAAGGGACGAAAGAACGCUGGAAACUCUCAGCAGGAUGGCUACUCUUCCCCCGGCCCCUUUCCCCAGCCACAGGAACUUCCAGCCCCCAACCAGCCGAGAACACUGGGGCUCAGGGCACAGAGCUGGGCUUGGCGGUCGGGGGGAGAGGUAAGAGGAUGGGGGCUCCUCUGGGCCACGAACUCGAAUGUGGGGAUCGCAUCUGAGUUCAAGGGUGUCUCUCUAAUGAGGGGAGAGGGUUCCUGUUUGCCCAGCUGCGUGCAGAUGCGGAGAGAAACCUCGUCAUUUUUCAUCCAGUUCUGGAUUUAAGAGUCAACAGAUCUCAGUCUGAAUCUAGGCUCUGCCAUUUACCUCCUGUGUGACUUUCUUUGAACAAGUCAAGUGACAUCUCUGAACGUCCCUCUCCUCAUGAACUCUGAACUCCCUGGCAGCUCUAAGAGUGUGGUGCUGGGUGUGUGGGUCUAGGUAUAAAGUUCAGUGUAUUUGUUGCUGCUAACUUACAGUUUCUCCCUUUUUAUGGGGGUAGUCUGAGCUACUAGUAAAAGCACUGCAAGACUGGAGCUUAGCAUUGGAUCUGCAGGUACCUGUGUGUGAACACAUAUGUGUGUAGAGCCGUUUGUCCAUGUUUAUACGCACACACAGCAUGCAGAUGUAGAAUCCUAGCUGUCCCAAAAACUGGAUCUGCACAUAUAUGAGAUAGGAAACGAGAUGAGGGCUGGACCUGUGAUUUUCACAAGUAUAGGGAAGUUCCUGGUAAAGAAACUCCCUCUACCAAUGAAGGUUGAUACCUUCUCUACAGUUUGUGUGUGGUCUUAGAGAGCUGACUAACUUCCAAUUCAAUUAGAAAAGGAGGGUCAGGGCACUACUUGAUAUAUAAGGAUCCAUACAGGCCCCAAGUGGAUUCGUUUUAAAAUGUAAUGUUACAUACGUGAUAUACCUGAGUAUUUUAUGUAAUAUUACAUUCUUGUAUUUCUUUUGUUAGAUAUUUUCCAAUUAUAUUUUAAUCUGGUUCCAACCAUACUCAGGGAGAAUCCUGGAAGUCCUUGGUCCUAUAUGAUUGAUACCUCUGACCUAGGACAUUAUAAGUUAAAUUAAAUGCCCUAAAUCACACCAUGAAUAUGUAAAAGAGGUAGGACUUCUGGUUCCCUGGGGGCAGGUAGGUGGUACAGUAGAUAAAGUACUGGACCUGGAGUCAGAAAGACACCUCUGUCUGAGUUCAAAUCUGGUCUCAGACACUUACUAGCUGUGGGACCUUGGACAAGUCACUUAACCCUGUAUGCCUCAGUUUCCUCAUCUGUAAAAUGACCUGGUGAAGGAAAUGGCAAACCACUCUAGUAUCCCACUUUGGUAUCUUUGCAAAAAACAAACAAACAAACAACAACAAAAAACAGAUGGAGUCACAAAGAGAGGAUAUGACUGAACAACAAUUUCUGCCUCCAGGACAAAUUUCUAUCCACUGUACCAUGUUGUUUUGUAGUUGUAUAAAGUAGGUAGAGCACUUUUAAAACCUUAAAGCACUCUAUAAAUGUGAGUUAUUAUUUUUAGAGUUCUGUCCAUAUGCAUGCCUAUGUAUUUGUGUAAAUGUAUGCAUGUGCUGAACCAUUUAAAGAGGUCAGUCACAGAAUCAUUGAAUUUCAGAUCUUUAACAGCCUCAAAGAGCAUCUAAUCUGUGAUAGGAUAAGUUUAAAGUAAGGAAGAUAUUAAAAAGGGCUUUUGAUAGAUCAGCUGAGAAUCCCAGAAGGCAGGGCUGUGUGAAGACAGUUUCCCUACAGUUAGACCAGAUCAUUCAUCAUUCCCUUGAACCCAGUUUUAAAAUGUAAAGAAUAGCAAUUUAUUGCCUAUAAUACAUAUGGCAAAGUGAAAGAGAAAAAAAGAGAGACAUAGAAAGUGACAGAGACAGAGAGAGAGACAGAGAGAGAGAGAGACAGAGAGACAGAGAAAGGGAGAGAGAGAGAAAGAGACAGAGAGACAGAGAGAGACAGAGACAGAGAGAGGGAGAGAGAAAGAGACAGAGAGAUGGCACCCCAAAUGCAGUUUGAUCAUAGAACAGUCAUUGGGUGAAGAAGAAUAUGUGAAAGGGAGACCAAAGCAUGGAAGAGUAGUUCGCUGUGUGCAAUGCAGGUGCUAAGUACUGGGUAGAGAGUAAAGAAGACAGGCCCUCCUUUGUGUCCAUUUUAUAUUGGGUUCUAGUCAGUGAACUAUUUCACUAUAGGUCAUGGCAAUCAAUGCAGGUCACCAGAAUGAUUUAAGCAUUUUCUGAGUUACGAUGGUCAUGACAUAGAUGUCGAUACCUGAAUGGCAUAAUUCUGAGUCUCGACAACCUCUACAUGGCAACAGAGAGGAUGGGGGCAGAAACCAGGAACCUAAAAGUUUGAAUGUGAGUUUGGUGACAACUGGAAAGUAAAUGACUAGAGGAAGGCGGGAAUCUGUAGUAUGUAGUCUUGGGGGGAAAGGAAUUCACAUCAGUAUUUCAAACUUCUUCCUUCUCCCUCCCUCCCAUGAAAAAAAACACAUAAGAGUUAGCCAUCAAAGAGUUAAUUAAACUCACAGACUUAAAGCUGAAGAGACUUUAGAGAUUAUUCUAGGCUAGAGGUCUUUAACUUUUUGUGUGUUAUAGAUCAUUUUGGUAGUCUGGUGAAGCCUAUGAACCCCUUCUCAGAAUAAUUUGUAUUGCUUAUGGUCAUAAUUGAAUUUCCAUUAGAAAUUCAUGAAAAUGGGGGGGGGGCAGCUGGGUGGCUCAGUGGAUUGAGAGCUAGGUCCAGAGAUGGGAGGUCCUGGGUUCAAAUAUGACCUCAGACACUUCCCAGCUGUGUGACCCUGGGCAAGUCAUUCAACUCCCAUUGCCUAGCCCUUACCACUCUUCUGCCUUGGAAUUAAUUCACAGAAUUGCUUCUAAGACAGAAGGCAAGAGUUAAAAAAAAAAAAAACUUCAUGAAAAUGAAGAUGUAAAUUUGUUCCCUUCCAAGUUCACAGGCUAUCCACAGACCCUUAGGGCAUCUGUGGACCCUAGAUUGACAACCCUUGAGCUAGGCACACCCCUCAUUAUCCAGCAGAGGAAAUUAAAGUGCAAAGAGGACAGUUACUUUUCUAUUACCAAGUAAUAUAAUCUAAAGGUACCCUGCUUCCACCUCUCUGAUCUUCUCAGUGGUCUGUGUAUUCCCUAGCUCUGUCUCUAAGCUUUAUAACAUGAAUAUUGUAUCAGUAUAAAUCACCAAAGUCAUAUCUUCUCCCUUCCUUUUCCUACACCCAAAGGUCAGAGAGUAGUUUCCUCUUAGUUGGCUACCUGGGAUUUUGAGGCCAGCUUUCUGUUUGCAUUAUUGAUACACACAAAAAAAGGAACUGCUUGAAUUCCCCAAGGUUCUCGAGUAUUUGGGGGGUGUUGCCAUUUGAAAGCUUAGUUUCAUAGAAAGUGGCUGGGUUUAAAUACGAUGGAAGCCAGUACUGGAGUUAUAGCUGCAACUGAAGCCUCAGCACCUUCAAGACCAACAGAGCCAGCAAGAUGUGUCAUCAACAACUGGUCAUUUCUUUGUUUUCUUUGCUUUUGUGGGCAACUCCUCUCAUGGCCAUGUGGGAACUGGAAAAAAAUGUUUAUGUUGUAGAGGUAGACUUGAAUCUAGAUGCUCCAGCAGAAACAGUGGUACUCACUUGUGAUUCAUCUGAAGAGGAUAACACCAUUACCUGGACCUCAAAUGAGAAUGAUCAGAUCUUAGGAUCAGGAAAGACCUUGACUAUCCAAGUGAGAGAGUUCACAGAGGCUGGCAAUUACAUUUGUCAGAAAGGAGGAGAAGUGCUGAGCCACAAGUUAUUGUUAAUCCGAGUAACCGAAUAUGGGAUUUGGUCCACUGAUAUUUUAAAGGAACAAAAAGAUCCAGAAUCCCAAAGUAAGAGUUACCUGAAGUGUGAGGCCAAGAAUUAUGCUGGGACUUUCACCUGUUGCUGGCUGACAGAAAACAGUUCUGACCUAAAAUUCUCUAUUAGAAGCAGCAAGGGGUCUUCAAAUCCCCGAGGGGUGACAUGUGGACCCAUUGUGCUCGCUGAAGAAAAAGUCAAACAAGACAACAAGGAAUACCGAAAAUAUACAGCAGAUUGCCAAGAGACCAGUGCCUGCCCAUCUGCUGAAGAAAGCCAUCCAAUUGAGGUUGUCCUGGAUGCUAUUCAGAAGCACAAAUAUGAAAAAUAUACCAGCAGUUUCUUCAUAAGAGAUAUCAUCAAACCAGACCCGCCCAGGAAGCUCCACAUCACACCCUUAAAUACUAAGACUGUCAAAGUAAGCUGGGACUAUCCUGAGACCUGGAGCACACCCCAUUCUUAUUUCCCAUUGAAUUUCAAAGUUCAAGUUCAUGGCAAAAACAAGAAGAAUAGCUUCAUCACAGAAGCAACCUCUGCCGAAUGCCCCAAAGGGAAGACAAUCUCGGUGCGGGCCAAGGAUCGCUACUAUAAUUCAUUCUGGAGCAAAUCGGCUUCCGUGUCCUGUUAAAUUCCCAUGAUGCAACACUGGAUGAAGAGAAGAAGAGACAAAGCAAACAUGGGAGGGAAAAGAUCAAGUGGAAUGAAAUGUGAAUGUCCUCUGUCAGUUUUUACUUUUAUUUUUUAUGGAUUAUGAAGCUGUCUUACUUUUUAUUUUUUUAUAUUUUAGUGCCCAAUGAACCAAACAACCAGUUAAUUUAAACUAAAAAAAAUCAGUGUUUAGCUUGAUAUUAUUUAUUUAUUUAUGCUUUUCUUCAUCCGUUUAUUUAUUUGAGAUUGGGUCUCCUCAUCUUUCCUCAGGCUGGAAAGGCAGUAGGUACUCCAGGCCCUGAUUCCACUACUAUGGGCUUUGAUCUGCUCUAUUACUGACUAGGGUUGGUUAACCCCUUCUUUGGCAGCCUGGUAAUAGCUCCCCUCAACUAUAAGGAGCUCACCCUAGUGGUACCAGACUUAGUGCCAACAAUGUACUGAAUGAAGCUCAGGACUCUCAAACCCAAGAGAGUUGUCUGCCCCUGCCUCCUCAGCCUCAGGGAUUCCAUGUGUGGCCCUUGAUAUCUUGUAUAGCCUAUUUGUUUGGCACUAACCUUUGUAUUUAAAACAAUUUUAUAUAUUUAUCAACUUAUUGAUUUUAUUUAACUUUAAAUUUAUGAGUGUUUGUCAAUCCAAGAGCCAGUUUUACUAUGUUCAGAGAAACUCAUCGCCAGUGUGAAGAUCAACCAAGAUGAUCAGUAGCUCAUAAAUGCCUGCGAUUAAGGCAUGGAAUAAUUGUCAUCUGAAUAAGUGGAGGGAUUAUCUAUACUGAUGAUGAUACCAUGCCCAGGAAGUAAUUGAACUGGGUAUUUAACCUUUGUGGAAUGCCCAAGUAUUUGUGUAUUUUUCAUAUCUGUAUAUGACAUUCACAAAGAGUGUAUCCUUUUAUGCAAAAUGUGAAUUGGAGUGUUAUUUAUUUAUGACAGAUUCUAUUUGUAUUGAAACUUUUUAAAAUGUAUCAGUUUUAUGAUAAUUAGUAAGAACCUAAUGUUCUGGACUUUGCCACACACAAAAAUGGCAAAUGGAAUAGUACAUCUGUGAGAGAUGGAAAGAUUUAAAUGUUAUUAACUAGAUGCAAAGACAAUGUAUAUAAGGAGACCUUAGAGAAGGUGAUCUGUUUCCUCUACUCAAUCCUAUUUCUUGAUACCAGAUUUUAUUCUUCAUAGGAGCUUUUUCAAAGAAGGUUGACACUGAAAUUCAGCAUGGCCCAAUAUGUCCAAGAAUAACCUUAUGGUGCUCAAAUGGAUAUUUAUUUACAAGAAAUACUAUCAGGGCAGAAAUUAAGUUUCUAAUUUUCCAUGAAGUCUUGAUUCCCAUCUAACAGAAAGAACUUAAACACAGGGAGGAUAUAAGAUUGCAAAAGUCCUAGAGAAAAUAUCCUUACAUUGCCUUUAAAAAUUAUUUUGAUUCAAAUGGGAGAGGAGAUGCUGUGAUUAUUGAUAGUCUCUUGCUAAUCAAGACCAAGGCAAUGAUUACUAGACAUUAGAUUUAGCAAGCUAGAGGCUACUGACUUCCAAUUGGACCAAAGAUAAAGAAAAUAAACAUGUUUACGUCAUCCUUAGGCCCACCUUUAGAAAAAUUCAAAAGAGAUUCUGAACAACAAGAGAAUAUUCCAAAUGGACAUAAAAGCCAGUUUGUUUUUCAGUCAAAUAUAGCAAAAAAAAAAAUAAUGCUGAACUGAAGUGGAGAAAAUAAAGUAUUGAGAACCAGACAUCUAUCUUCCCAUGUGGAACUAUUUGUUAGGGUACCAGAGGUUAUUUCUUAUGUGAAAAUGCACAAAUAAACCAGUGAGAAAACUCUGCUUGGUUCUUCAAGGAAGAGCCCAAUCAUGUCAUCAAUGUUUCUAACACUUAGAUAUAGAUCUUAUCUGUUAACAUGCUAUUUUUGAGUAUAAUGAAUGUUUUUUAAAAUAGAAUAUAUUUAUUUACUUAUUUAUUUAAUUUAUAGAGCCCAAUCAUGUCAUCAAUGUUUCUAACACUUAGAUAUAGAUCUUAUCUGUUAACAUGCUAUUUUUGAGUAUAAUGAAUGUUUUUUAAAAUAGAAUAUAUUUAUUUACUUAUUUAUUUAAUUUAUAUUUAUGUUAUAAGCCUGGACUAAUAAAAAAUUCUUUGCAAAAUCUUUAGGUCCAGAAUUGAUUUGUUAAGCUAAAGUCACGCACCA
This is a messenger RNA of Monodelphis domestica (gray short-tailed opossum), 6963 nucleotides long. RefSeq names its product interleukin 12B (gene IL12B). Lineage: Eukaryota; Metazoa; Chordata; Mammalia; Didelphimorphia; Didelphidae. The record is from RefSeq and is a predicted model, not a curated record. Gene Ontology annotation, cellular component: membrane. Gene Ontology annotation, molecular function: cytokine receptor activity; protein binding.